This is a messenger RNA of Amoebophrya sp. A120, 3674 nucleotides long. The record is from the annotation of a GenBank genome assembly. NCBI's taxonomy places the organism in Eukaryota, Dinophyceae, Syndiniales, Amoebophryaceae.
AACGCGUGAGACUGCUGCAUUAUUUCGGAACCGUAACGCUUGCACGAAAAAUGUCUCACGCCGCCCUCUGGCUACGUACAUAUUUUUUUUGAUGGCGAAUUGAUAAUGACGAUGACUUGAUACAAAACUACGUAUAUCCCUAAAAAUGCGCCGUUCGCACACCCACUCGCCGCUUCGCGACGCGCUCACCCGCGGGUGCUGCGCCGUCGGUUGGUUGUUAAUACUUCACCCCUCCACCGCGGCGACUGCAACUCCUCCCGCAUCCUCCGGGGAAGCAACGAUGCAGGAAAACGAGAGCCCGACCGUCUUUCCGAAGGUUGCGGUGUGUCUCCGUGGGCUCGGGGGCGCGCGCGACGUAUUUCAUCGAUGGCGGGAGCACGUGUUUCCAGCCUUUGGCGGGGAUCCGGACGUGUACCUCGUAACCUCCAUGUCACGAAAGCAGCUGGAAGAGGAGUUCUCGGCCCGGAUACAGUGCCCACCGAACAAAAACGAGCCGCGCGCGCACUAUCGCAGCACCUGGGCCUCGUCCACCGGGCCGAGGCCGCCGAAGCGGAUCGGCGCAACCACAAAAAAGGUUGAUCCCACGAAACAAAAAUCGUCGCCGCACGAAACGCAACGGACCGCCUUUCUGGAAGCGUGCAGCACGACGGGGGAUGCGGCCGGCACAGAUGAGGGCUUCGUGUAUAUCAUUUGUAAAAACGUCCCCACCCCAUAGUUGUAAUGCCAUUCUGCAUGCUGAAGAUGUUUCUCAUGCGGAGUACCAUGAGAAGCGUUUUCUAGUCGUGUUUCGGAAUUUGCCAUGCUCCAAUCAGCACGAUGCGCUAGAUUUGUGAUGCUGGUAAAGUGCGAGCCCAAACCUGUCAUGCGCAACAACCAAGCCCUGUGGAUUUGUCUAGCAGAUUUCCCACGUUGAGGACUAUGGUGUGGGGACGUUUUUCCGUAGGAUAGCGUACCUCAAGGACGCGUUGCUUGUACCGGAGUGGGAGGAGAAUACGCAUCGCAAAAAAGAUGUCUUGGUCUGAAAGAGAGCGAGAUCUGUCAUGCGCAUUUCGUAUGGCGGCAUGUUAACGUCCGUGAUGCACGCCCUACCAUCACAGUGACUUUAUUUUGUGGGCUUCUUCUUGAUGUUGCCUACCCGGCAUGAGAAAUGCUGCGUUCGCGUAGCGAAGACUGACUGCUAUUGCUGCUCACGCAAUACAACAGCUUGUUCUAAAAGCUUCCAACGCGAAAGCAUUAGAAUCCAGACUCAUACAUUAUUUUGCAUUUGAUCCAAAACCUUUCGGAGCGGUUUUUCGACCGCGAGUCCCCGGGCUGGCGGGGGAUCCACCUGGAGUACAUGUGGCGCGAGGACUCGCAGCUCUGGGGCGCGCUGCCCAUGCCCCUGGAGACGCGGGAGAUGACCAACGCGGAGAAAUGGCACUUCCAGUACCGGUUCGCGAAGACCAAGACCAGCAAAAAUAACCGGCGAACGAAUAAGGCCGUUGUGAACAGCGCCGCCACAACGGUGGUGCACAAGCCGGACGGCCGCGCGUACUUCAUCAACGCGCACAGCAUGCAGCUGCACGACAUGUGGCGGUGCGCCGAAAUACUGCGCGACCACGAGCGCUACAGCCGGUCCGGGGUAGAAUACGAACACGUCGUGCUCAGUCGGUUGGACGUGACCUUUUUUGCGCCCCACGCGAAUCUGCUGGGACUGCAGCAGCUUCAUCCCUCGUCUCCGCCGAUAUUGCAAAAAUCAGAAACGGCAGGUCGUGCGGCCGGCAAGAACACAAAGAACACGAUUUCCCGAGCCCUGACGUUCCAAAAUUUAGGCUACGACUACGAGCAGCCGCGCGCCAAAAUUUUGCGGCCCUACAAGUACGGCUGCUUCAUCCCGACCGGGUGGGACUGGACCCAGGGUCUCACGGACAUCUUUAGCGUGUGCAGCCGCCAGGCGGCCGAGGUGUACAUGCAAAGCCGCGUGCAGCUUCUGGGGCAGCCGGCGCUCGUGCAGCGGUGGAUCCAGAACGGCAUUCGCCGGCGGGGCAUCUACAACCCGGAGAUGCUGCUGCGCGACACGCUGCACCACUUCGGCGUGCCCGUCCAGCGGUACGACGCCGGCAUCUUCCGCAGCUGCUACGACCAGCAGCCACUUACACAAGAACCGAAUGCUGCCAGCACCGUGGUCGCGGGCGCCGCGGCGGCGGCAGCCGCGCACCCACGACCGCCCCUCGAGGACGGCGCUCUACUCGGGAGCGCGACCGCGCUGUACGACAAGGGGACCAAUUACGCGGCGCGGUGCCGAUAUCUCCGCAAAGUCAACGCGUACGGAAAGUUCGAGCGGCCGCCGAAGACGAGAAAACCGCUGGACCACAGCGUCGCGCGCUACAGCGACUUGUUUUCCGCGACAACCAGCGAGGACUCCAUCGACGCCGCCUUUCAGUACUUUCGCGCGAAGGUGGAGCUGUACGCGAACUAUAAAAUUCAGCCGUUCUACGUGUCGACGGCAAGGCACGACAUCCACCGCGCGCACCGUCACUACACGCGUAACAACACGGCCGCGCCCGGGAUGAUCGGGUAUACUGAUGUUGAGAUAGGAACAAGCAGCGAUACGCAUCGAGCAGGACCACCAGGUCGGGUGGGAGAAGAUGGUGUGCCGGCUGAGGUCGUAAAACAAGCCCCGACGAGUCGUGUUGAUGAUGCGACGAUGAACAAUACGGAAAUAUUCUCCGAAAAUGGUUCGGAAUUAAUGUCACCAGCUGGUACCGGCACAACGCAAAAGAACGCCGUUGACCUCGAAGACCCGAAAUGGGUGCAGCACUGGCGGCGGUAUGAACACGACUCCUGGCACGGGCCCUGCCGGGACGGACAGCAGCUGAUGUCGGUCUAUCACCGCAACGUCGCGGAACUGGACGCGAAGCGCGUGCUGUGGGCGAAGGCGGACCUGCGCCACUACGCGGCUACCCGAGAGGCAGAAAACGCGCUCGCCCUCGCAGCCGCGGGAGGUAGGGUGGAGGACGCAGAUCAUGGAAUUCUUGGCGGCGGCCAAAGUGCUUCUAACAUCGUGUCCACUUCCGCGACGACGAACGGCGCAGACAGCAUAAGCUCCGCCACCGAAAAGGCGGGGGAGCAGUUACAGCUUGAGGACGAAGAUCUGAAUAGCCACGUCUACUACGAAGGAGUCUACGAGGUGCACCACACGAACGAGAAAAUGAUUGUGGACCAUUUAAAGAAGCUGGACCCGGUGCUCCGGCUACUGGAAACCAACCACCCGGAGAAGCAGUGGCCCGGGCACCGGAACGGCGACUUCGGGGUCGGCGUUGACGGGUACCUCGUGCAGCGGGAGGCCAUGACCAAGGACUCCAGCCGCCGCGCCGUCGCGUUCUGCCAGACCGCAAAGGAGGAGGAAACGGCGAUCAUGUACCAACUACGGGAACUGUCCGACAACCUCAACCACUACUACCACCACUACAUGGACCAGGUUCCCUCGAAAGUCAGCCAUUUCUUGGAAACGGUGUUUCCCUACUUCGAUCUAAGCCGCGUCGACUUCGGGUCGCAGGGGUGAAGAACUGUUUUACUUAUUCGUUGUGUAAAUGCAUCUUGAUCUUCUUCGUUCUCGCUCUCGCAGGAGCGAAAGUGCCAUGCGUUUUGUUCGAGCGCGUCGUCGGUUUGGGGAUCAUCGCGCACGUUGCGGC